Cylicocyclus nassatus is the source of this 655-nucleotide messenger RNA. The record is from the annotation of a GenBank genome assembly. NCBI's taxonomy places the organism in Eukaryota, Metazoa, Nematoda, Chromadorea, Rhabditida, Strongylidae.
AUGAUAUCUAUUUCUGUUCAAAUCGAGUCAUCCCUCAACCAUCCAUAUUGUCCAUUCACUACGCCUAGCUCGGAUUUGACUAGUGUUCUAGUGAGGCAGUUGUGGUAUGGACGAUGGGCAUUUUCUGGAAUAUGUGGGUUCUCGUUUCUUGCAGAAAUCAUGUGUUGCAGCUGUAUCGAGGUCAUCGUGGCCAUUUUUCUUCCGCCACUCGCUGUUUUGAGCCACACGGGAUGCACUAUAGAUCUCUUCAUCAACGUCAUCCUUACCAUUUGCGGCUACAUACCCGGAGUGAUUCAUGCCAUUUACGUAAUCUGCUCUGAUAGAGGACAGCAAGCUGGAGUGAGAGUGACGACUAACGUAAAUGUUGCUCAGCCGAGCAUUCCGAUGUACCAACCGGCAGCAGGUUACCAGCCCGUGCAGCCUCCUCCCGCACCCGUCUAUUAUCCAGAGCCGUCGGCAGCUCCACCCGUGUACUAUCCUGAUCCCUAUCAGAAGUAUUGAAUUCAUUUUCUGUUCUAACAGUUGUUGCAAGGUUUUUUGAGGUUACUCUAGGUUUUUGACCAUUUUCUUUAUUAUGUUUCUCGCUUGGAUCUGUCCAUUCUUUCGGUGUUAAUUGCUCUAUGUAAAUUCGGCUGGAUGAUGAAGUAUUCAACAG